UUAGCUAGCUAGCUGGUUGUAUCCCGUUAGCUGCCAUCAAAUAACUCGGGAUUAAGAUCUCUCGUCGCUAACGUCCCAUAUUAGAAGAGGAAAACAAGUACGGGUCCAUGGAGGAGCCGGGAACUGUUGAGGUUACUGUUAAAACUCUAGACUCUCAGAGUAGGAGCUACACUGUCCGGGGAGAGUGGACAGUGAAAAAUUUUAAAGAGCAUAUUGCUUCCUCAGUUGAGAUUCCAGUGGAUAAGCAAAGGCUGAUAUACCAGGGCAGGGUGCUGCAGGAUGAGAGGACUCUGACAGAAUAUAAUGUUGAUGGAAAGGUUAUUCAUCUUGUUGAGCGGGCUCCCCCGCAGACUACACAGUCUGGAGGUGGGGGAGGUGCGGUGCCUAGCUCAUCUGGUGGACCAGAUGGAGGCUCCAGCUCUUCUCACUCCUCAACCUCCACCUCCCAGGGAACUCCACAUGACCGCAAUGGCAAUAGCUACGUCAUGCUGGGAACCUUUAACCUCCCUGUUAACAUCAUGGACCCCCAGCAGAUACAGAUGUCUGUGCAGCAGAUGAUGGCUGGUGUUGGGGAGACGGGGCGUAAUGCCAGAGUUAGUACCAGCACUGGAAGCAAUGGAUCUGUGGAUGUGCAUAUAAACUUGGACCAAACAAUGCACAGUGAACCAAGGAUAAGGCUCCAGUUGGCUGAAAAUCUGUUGCGAGAGACUCAGUCUUUGAUUCACAGACUGGAGGGUCAUCCACAUGCAGCAUCUACCCUUCAGGCACCUGCUGCUCCAGAGCCACCUUCUACACCUUCUUCCUCAUCUGAGCAACCCAUGGACACCUCUCCACCACCACCUUCAGCCCCCACUUCGUCCUCUGCAUCAACACAGACAGAGGGACCUCCUCACUCUGGAUCAAAUAGUCCUUGCCCAUUGGAGCUAGUGGGGGUUCUCUCAGAGGUGCGGAGGGUGGAGGAGAGACUUCGCCCUUUUAUGGAAAGAACCCACUCCAUACUGGGAGCAGCUGCUUCAGCUGAUUACAAUAAUAAUACACAAGAGCGUGAGGAAAAUCAGCGCAUUCUCAAUAUGGUUGGAGAAUCCCUUCAUCUCCUAGGCAACACAUUGGUUGCUUUGAGUGAUCUUCGAUGCAAUUUGGCUGCCCAGCCUCCCCGCCACCUGCAUGUGGUUCGGCCUAUUUCCCACUAUACUUCCCCUGUUUUGCUGCAGAGUGGACUGCCCCACAUACCAAUACCGAUGAACAUUGGCACAACUGUUACCAUGACCUCUAAUGGCAGACAGCCAAGUGAAAGUCAGCCACCAACAUCUCAACCCUCUGGCCAAUCAGAGGUACAGAGUCAGACACAGGAACCACCUCCUCUAUCUAAUGGAGCCAAUCAGCAGCCUGGUCAGGGGACUCCUCGGGUGAUCAGAAUCACCCAUCAGACCAUGGAGCCAGUGGUGGUGAUGCAGAUGAACCUGGAUGAUUCAGGCAGUGGAGCUCAGGCCCAACAGAAUGCCAAUGCUGCUGGACAGACCGGAACUCCACCUAUCCAAAUCCCAGGCUUGCCUCCAGAGUUCAUGCAAGCCAUUGUGCACCAGAUCUCUCAGCAAGCUGCUGCCAUGGCUACUGCAGCCUCAGCAGCCUCACACCAGCCACGUGUUCCAGUUCCAGCUGCCCAGAGUGGAGAAGGCCAAGCUGCUCCUCAUCCUACUCAGGCCAGGGUGGUCAUCACUCGACCAUCCUUCUCCCCACACAUUCCUCAGCCAGCAGGCACCAGAGGUACUACCAUCAACCUGCGUGCAGCAGUGCCCCCUACAGGCAGCCACCAGCCUGGGCAGGGCAAUCCUCUGGCACCCUCUCCUCUCACUCAGAUGAUGAGUGGCUUGGUGGGGCAGAUUCUGAUGCCGAUGCACACAGGUGUUCAGACUUCAACUACCUCUUCAUCCCACUCAUUCUCUUUUUCUACCUCUUCAUCUUCCUCUUCACCAUCCUUUGCAACUGCUCCUCCCCCCUCAGCCAACACAUCUGGUCAGACAACCACUCGUACAACCAGCACAGCUUCUGUAGGCCAGUCUCAGGAGGGGGGCCCGGAAGGAAGUUUGCCCCAGCUGUUUGGCUCCCUCUUGGGAGGAGCCGCUGGAGCGGGUGGGGGCGUCCCUGGUGGCACUCCAUCAAUCACAGUGACUGUGCCUGGUGUCCCUGCCUUUAUCCAAGGCUUGUCUGAUUUCAUCCAGGCCAAUGAACCUGUAUUCUCUACCCUGAACCAGCCUACAUCUGCCCCUGCUGCCCCGCCUGCCCCUUCAGCAUCGCCUGUCAGCCCCCAGCAAUUGCCAAGUGGAACAGGGGAUUCUUUGAGCCCAGAGCUGUUCACGGGAAUUGUGCAGGGUGUGCUCUCCACCAUGAUGGGCUCUCUGGGUGCUGGUCAGGGCAACAGUGAGAGCAUUGCCCAGUUCAUCCAGAGACUCUCUGAGACCAGUAACCUCUUCACUGCUGGGGCUGGGGAUGCUGUGGGUUUCUUUGGAGACCUGUUGUCUUUGGUCUGUCAGAGUUUCUCCAUGGUAGACAUGGUGUUGUUGCUGCAUGGGAAUCCCCAGCCUCUGAGUCGCAUCCAGCCUGAACUCUCAGCCUUCUUUAGGGAGCACUAUCUCCAGGGCCGAGAGCCUACUGACGCCAACAUUGCUACUGCUGCUGAAGAUCUGAUCAAUGGACUUGAAGAGUAUAUCGCUGAGAGCUUUUCCAUAGUUGCAGUGCGAGAGGGGGUGGACAUCAUCCAAACCAACAUGUGCUUCCUCAGACAGCAGUUCACACACAUGGCCACACACAUACUCCGCUGUACAGAUCACACCUUUGGUCCUCGUUUGCUGUUCCUGUGCACUCAGGGCCUGUUUGAGUGUCUGGCUCUCAACCUGUACUGUUUAAGAGGAGAGCAAAGAGCUCUUACUGCAGUCAUCAACCACCGCAUUAGGAGGAUGUCUGCAGAGGUUAACCCCAGUCUAGUAAACUGGCUGACCAGCAUGAUGUCUAUGAGACUCCAUGUGAUCCUAGACCAUAACCCGGUUACAGAGAACCAGAUCCAGCAUUAUGUAAUCUACACACAGUCUGAAACUGCUGUGAGAGUGGAGUCAGACACUCAAGCAGUCCAACAAACUGAGAGCCAGAGUGUUCAGAUGGAAGAGGGUUUGUCUCCAGCCCAUGCCACCACUGCUGAAGAAGCCUUGUCAUCGUCUGGAGAGAGUGCUAGUAUAGAUAAUGGAGAGCCAACUGCAGAUGUUUCUCCUCAAAGGUCAUCGUCAGGGGAGACACGAGCACCAUCUACUGCUGGGAGGGAGGAGUCAGGCACAGAGGCGGAACUGUGGGCAGCUACAGUGCCUCCUGAGUGGGUGCCCAUCAUUAGGCAUGACAUGUUGUCUCAGCGGAAAAUGAAAGCUCAGCCUCCGAUGUCUGAUGCUUAUCUUCAGGGAAUGCCUGCAAAGAGGAGGAAGACUGCUCAGGGCGAGGGACCACACCUUUCUCUCUCUGACGCCGUGAGUUGUGCUGCCAGGACAGUAGGAGUGCGGCCCGUCACUACCCCAGACAGCCUGCAGGUGGAGCUAGAGACACCAGCGCUGCAAGAGGCCUAUGCACAACAGGUUAAGAGUGAUCUAAAGAAAAAAGUUAAUGAAGACCCAGAUUACAACUCUCAGCGUUUCCCCAAUACGCAAAAGGUUUUCUCAGAUGACUCCUAACCUUAAAGAUCAAUUUUGCUCAUGACUACCAAUUCAGAUGUUCACACAACCUAUUAGGGACUCAAACAGACAAUAGAUGAGCUGGAUUCUGUGAUUGGGACUGAUCCUUUCACUCUUCACUUCAUGUGCAAUAGACACCAUUUAUUGUGAACCCUUCCUAAUCUUCUCAGUAGACCAUGUAUUUGGGACCAGAUACCUAGUGUCCAGUUUCACUUUUAUUGGAUUUGUGUAUAUCCUUAAGGCUUUCUAUGUCAUUUCAGUUGUAAUAUAGAUGUAUAUUGCUGUAAUUUGUUUGUAUUAGUGGCAAUAAAAGCAGCGGCAGUACUACCAUGCAUACUUGAAAUAAAAAUGUACUUUCUCCAAAACAGAUUGACCAGUAAAUGGUCUGAGUAUGAUUUUUUUAUAAUAAAAAUGUGCCCAUCUUGUUUCUUUUAUCAGGAUAAAUAGAUGAGCUUGUAAGUCAGUCCACCAUCAUGAGCGUUCACCUUCACUGCUAUGUGUCUCUCUCCAACACUGUCUCCCUGUGCUUUAGUCAAUAUCUUAGGAUCUGUGAUUACCAAUUUUCUUUCAUAAAUUAAAAUCCUUCAUGUUUGUUGGUUGUGACUGUCCUGCAAUAAAAAUGUCCUAUUUUA
Messenger RNA from Electrophorus electricus (electric eel), 4342 nucleotides. It is a transcript of the gene bag6l, whose product is annotated as BCL2 associated athanogene 6, like. Gene Ontology annotation, biological process: ERAD pathway. Lineage: Eukaryota; Metazoa; Chordata; Actinopteri; Gymnotiformes; Gymnotidae. Gene Ontology annotation, molecular function: polyubiquitin modification-dependent protein binding; misfolded protein binding. The record is from RefSeq and is a predicted model, not a curated record. Gene Ontology annotation, cellular component: BAT3 complex.